Messenger RNA from Mixia osmundae IAM 14324, 960 nucleotides. RefSeq lists its product as uncharacterized. Lineage: Eukaryota; Fungi; Basidiomycota; Mixiomycetes; Mixiales; Mixiaceae. Bases 1 to 960 code for a protein of 319 amino acids. The record is from RefSeq and is a predicted model, not a curated record. The transcript has 6 exons.
AUGAAUCUUGUCACCCCGUCAGACUUUUCACCUGUAUCCCCUAAACUCAACGAGAUGAUCUUUUCAAUUGGCGACGGCACGCUCUCGAGCAGUGCUUCAGGGCCCCCUGCCGAAUUGAUGACAGAUCUGUACUUUUGCGCAAUCAUUCGACUGGGCCUGUUCGCCAGGCCCAUGCCGUUGCUGAGAAAUGCUCGACAAAGAGGUAUAGCGGUUCCACUGUUGGCUAGGCCAGCUCCGCGCUAUCGGUCGUCGUCGUCGUCUAGUUAUGGCAAAUGGAACUUGUCCCUGUGUUACGUCGCCAUGCAGACUGUCGUGCUGUCUCAAAUCCUCUUGAGCUCUUCGUCCACUCUCAUCAGCGAGGCGCAGGAGACAUGGUAUUUACAAGCUUCAGCAUUUUCAUGCUGGCGACUUUUAGCGAGCCUGUCAGCCCACGCCACGAACCUGAGCCAUUGCUACAAUCGGUGGCAGCUGCAGCUCGACGAUAGUGUUGACUGUCCCGGGGCCCGAUUCGCCGCCACCUAUGGACAAGACGCUAGCCUAUCCUUUGUUCUGCCGACGACUUAUGAAGACUCAACACCGAUCCCCAAGGCGACGUCGAUCAUGUCUGAUUACGAUCACGUCGUUCUCGCCGUGAGCGACUGGUACCCCAUCGAUCUCAGCACAGCGUGUGGAUCGGGUCGUCGUGCUGGCUACAAGAUCAACUUUUGGAUCACAGUGCCCGACGCCACAGAUGACGACAACAGCACCCAAGGUUGCUGCAUUGCCCUUGCCACUGGCGUGAUCGAAAUCUCCGCUGCCGGCGAGAAUCCUGCGGCUCGUCUCGAUGGCCCUGUCAAAGUUUACCAAGACUGUGACCUCGGCGUUUCCGGGUGCUCCGCCGACCCCGAACUAAGCAGUACUUGUUCCGGCAGCCUGUGGGCGGAAGCUUCACUUGCUCAACCCGGACGCCGAAGACGAUGA